CCAUGACAGACCCAAUGGAACGAAGAGAGAGGGAAGACGAGCAAAAGUUAGCAUGAAAGUUGAGAAUGAAGAGGGAGAAGAAGAGGAGGAGAGAGGAAGUGAAUAAGAUGACCGCCGCAGUGGCAAAGGUGCAGGAGUGUAGAGCGGAGGUGCUGGCCCAGCCAGAUGAUAAGACCAAGUGGGACAAAGUACUGGUCUAUCUAGAGGUGUUGAGCAAAGCCUGGAUGGAGGAGCGUCAGGCAAGCUGGAGCCAGGAUGUAGCAUUGGGCGCCAUGCGGUCCGGGUUCAGGGAUUUUGCCCGCGAAAUCGUCACCCAUAUUGGGGGCGAAGUCAAGCAAUUGAGAGACAACGUAGAGAAGUUUUGUGAGGGCGCCAUUCAAGGUGCCAAAGCUGCAGCCGCUGUAGAAGGAGAGGGCAGACCCCGUAAGGACCCAGUGAAACUUAAGUUCCCAUACGCGUACGGGGGAAAGAAGGACGAGAACUUUGACAACUGGGAGGCCAGUAUCAAUGGUUACAUUUACUUACAACAUAUUCUGAUAGAGGAGCAAGUCCUCGUGGCCUUCCAGGCCCUGAAGGACGAAGCGGCUAGCUUCGCCAGGUCUCUCACGCGUACAGCCGGUUGUGAAAACAACCUGGUUGCAUAUUCCAAAGUCACUCCUCUUUCCCAAUUCCUCAAGCUCCUCAAGGAGCGGUUCACUGACCCAAAGCGAGGCAUUAAAGCCUCUGAUAAGCUCCAAACGAUCCACUCCCGGCAGUGGAGGAGUGCUAAGGCACUCAAGGGUACUAUGGACGACUUGGUAGCCGUCCCGGACUACGGGGUCACUGAGCCCCAACUGGUCCAGUUGUUUUAUCAUGCCAUUCCAGAGGCCCUACGCGGGCAUUUCUUUGACAAAUCUCAGCAGGCCGGCAUGACUUACGAUGUAUUGAGUAGAGAAGUCGUCCUGUAUGAGUCGAAGUCUAUGUCAGUUACCACUUUCUGGCAUAAGGACCUGGAGAAGGGGAAGAAGUGGAAAGAUCGUACCAUCUCGGGCCAAGUCAAGGCCAAAGAUCACUUGAUCCUGACAUUAGAGGAGGGUGGUACAGAAGAGGUCCCAUAUGAUCAGAUUGAGUGGGGCCUAGGGGAGGAGCAAAGUUGUGUAGGGCAGGGGAGGUCUUACGCUGCUGUCGCGGCCGGAGGGAGGCCGCAAGGUAGAGGAGGAGGCCAGGGCCAAAGGGGCCAGGCCAUGGGAGGCCGAGGACCGGGUGCACAGGGGGUUGGCGGACAGGGAAACCGCCAAGCGGGAGGUGUGGCAAAAGAGUUAAAGGAGAGAAUGCCAGCCUGGGCCAAAAUGAAGAAGGAGAGUAAAGGACAGCUGAUUUUGGUAGAUGUAGAGGUGUUUAGGAGUAGGGUAGGGACCCUUAUAGAUUCAGGAGCUACCCGUAGUUACAUUAGCCGUAGGGCGCUGAAGAAGCUAAGGCUAGGACUAAAAGUCCAAAAGCUAGUAGACCCCAUAGUCAGUGUCCUYCCAGACAACCGCACGAUGCGCGUUGAGGACUAUGUAGAGGGAGUCCAGGCAUAUUUUCGCCUAGAGAAGGAUGGGAAGGUGGAGAAAAUUCUCCAUUCCUUGACUCUCCUCAUGCAGGAUGACCUUCCUUUCGAUAUAGUGUUAGGAAUGGAUUGGGGAGAGGCAGCAGGGGCUACACUUCAUUUGAGAGAGCAUGAGUGUAGGCUCCCUAGUCCGUCAGGCGAGGUUGAGACUGCCCGCUUGUUCCAUGUGUCUGGUGUAGAUAACACCUUGGCACAUUGUUGUCUCAGUGCUCCCUCGUUCGCGCGAUUAGUAAAGAAGGAGCAGUUAGAAGACCAGGUCUUUGUAGUUUAUGUUAGACCUGUCACUGAGGCCCAGGAAAAGGAUAGUUCCACAGAUCCAAUAAUUGCCAAGCUGCUGGAAGAAUACAAAGACUUGACUGAGUCGCCGACAGGAGUAGUGUCGCGACCCAUCCAGCAUAGGAUAGAGAUAGAGCCUGACAGCAGAACUCCUAAGGGUGCAGUCUACAGGAUGUCCCCUAGAGAGUUAGAGGAGCUUCGCAAGCAGUUAGACGAACUCCUUGAGAAAGGUUGGAUCAGGCCCAGUUCGUCUCCUUUUGGAGCACCUGUUUUGUUUGUCCCCAAGAAGGAAGGAGAGCUGAGAAUGUGUAUAGACUAUAGUGGUUUGAAUGCGAUCACCGUGAAGAAUGCUGAGUCGCUGCCCAGGAUAGACGAUCUUUUAGAUCGGGUGCAGGGUUGUAAGUAUUUCUCUAAGAUAGACUUAAAGUCCGAAUACCAUCAGAUAGAAGUCCAUCCUGAUGAUCAGUACAAGACUGCAUUCCGGACUAGAUAUGUGCAAUAUGAGUUUAUAGUGAUGCCCUUUGGACUGACCAACGCGCCAGCUACUUUUCAGCGUUGCAUGAAUGACCUGUUUAAACUGUGGUUAGAUAAAUUUGUGGUAGUCUACUUAGAUAAUAUCCUAGUCUUUAGUAAGACCCUCCAGGAGCACCAGGGUCAUCUGAGGCAGGUCUUGGAGAAGCUUAGAGUGGCUAACUUCAAGAUCAAUAUGAAGAAGUGCGAGUGGGCCAAGACGCAAGUCUUGUACUUGGGCCACGUGCUGGACGGAGAUGGCUUUAAGCCAGAGGACAGCAAGAUAGCGGCGAUUAGAGAUUGACCGACGCCCCGCACGUUGACAGAGU
This is a messenger RNA of Chara braunii, 2703 nucleotides long. Lineage: Eukaryota; Viridiplantae; Streptophyta; Charophyceae; Charales; Characeae. The record is from the annotation of a GenBank genome assembly.